AUCGUAGGUAAAGCCGUCACAUGACCCGCCGUGCCCCGCGUCUCCUCCCGAGCAGAAGGCGGCGGCAGCAGCAGCAGAGGCAGCAGCAGCAGCGGGAGCCGCAGCGGCAGCAGUAGCCGGGGCUUCAUGUAAACACAGCGCUCAGGGCUUUGUUCAACACACACUGCGACUCUCCGCCGGUAACCGUCCCCCGCUCGUCAUGCCAUGGAUAUUUUGUGGCAAUACCAGUUCCGAAUCAUCCUGCUCGGGGACUCCACCGUGGGGAAGUCGUCGCUGCUGAAGCGCUUCACGGACGGUAUCUACAGCGAUGUGGCGGACCCCACGGUCGGGGUAGAUUUCUACGCCCGCUCGAUGGACAUCGAGCCCGGGGUGAAGAUAAAGCUGCAGCUCUGGGACACGGCUGGUCAGGAGCGGUUCAGGUCCAUUACGACUUCAUAUUACCGCAACUCUGUGGGCGGGCUGCUAGUUUUCGAUCUCACCAAUCGCAAAACCUUUGACCAUGUGAGGGAGUGGCACAAGGAGGUGAGUGAGCACAUCCUACCUCACCACAUGGUCUACAUCCUCAUCGGCCACAAGAGUGACCUCAACAAGGACCGCAAGGUGACCCGGGACGAGGCGGAGAAUCUGGCGGCCGACCUGGGCAUCCGCUACGUGGAGACCUCGGCCAAGUGCAACAUUAACGUGGACCGGGCCUUUGAGCUGCUGACCAGAGACAUCUACGAGCUGAUGAAGAUGGGUGAGAUCGUCACCCGCGAUGGAUGGGAUGGUGUGAAGAGCGGCCUCACUGCUAAGGUCCUCUACCCGGCCGAUGACGAAGAGGAACGGGCCAGGGUGUCCGCUGAAAAGGGCUGCCACUGCUGACUGAGAUCUCUCUGUGUGUCCAAACACUGUCCUGUCACACCUGGAGCUCGCCUCGUCUCACAGCCGUCCAUCGAGGCUCAGCACCCCAUGAUAACCAUCCUCCAUCACUUCUUCACCUUGUGCUUCAUGCCCUCUCUGUAUGUGGGACGACUGAGAUUCUUUUCAAACAGAGGGGGUCAGUGAACAUCCUGGUGUGUAUCUUAUAAACAAGUUGUGUCUCUAAAUUCAUAUGGUGUAGCACGAACCAAGCUGUUUUCAUCCUUUUUGGCCAAAAAACAGAGAAAGCGUGUAGAGGUGAUCAGGUCUUGGGGCUGAGGGUGUAGUCAAUACUCCUUUUCAUAGCACUGGAGAUAAUGUUCUACUGAGCAUACUGACGAUACUGUGGUCGGGCAUCACUCCACCUUCAUACGGCACUAGUGUGUGGUUUCUACCUGUCCAAGUCUGUGCAACGCUUUGCCUGCAAUCCUAUGUGUCUGUAAUAUUGUAAAUAAUAGUGAAGUCUGUCGAGAUGGAAGCUGAAAUGUCACUAAAAGCUAUUUAAUUAAUAUCGUGAACAGACACAGUGCACUCUACAAUAAGUGUCACCAUAUGAAAUCAAUGUGCUCCCCCUGCUCAUGUAAGCUGUACGUGCACUUGCGCCAAACUGACCUAAAAUUUGGAUCAUUCUGUGAAUACUGGAGUAAUGUUUUGUAAAGAAAAAUAGAGAUUAUUUCUAGUUAAGUUGUACACAUAAAGAUAGGUCAUUGUAAUUAGGAUAGAUGGUCCUAUUUAGGUAUUUGUAUUAUAGCAUCAACAGGAGCAAGACAACAACAUCAAAAUAAGUGAUCUCUCAGACCUUUUAAUGUGUCAUCAGUAUUAGUGAAGACGUGUUUGAUUAAGAACCAAAAGGAGUUUUAAUUUCACCAACUGUUGUUUGUAGCUUCAACAAACAACCACUUCUUUUAUUCUCAGCUCAUUCAGGCCUGAGGUGGUGAUGAACUCAUUAAAGCGAUUGGAUGGAUGUGUUGCUCCCUUUACGUUGUGUUCCAGAGUUGUCAGAGAGCAGGAAAUGUGGGUUCAAGUCUAGAGAAAUGUCUCACCUCCAAGACGAAAACCUGGGAAACAUUAGUCAAACCUGUGGAUAAGAAAAUAAUGAUAAACUGCAGAAGCUAAUAAUGUGUGGGGGUUGAGCCGUGCAGCAAAUAUGCAGAAACAUGGCUCCUGGAUUGGCUUUUAGCAAGGGACCUUUGUCACGUGUUGUUGCCCCUCUCACUGUAUUCAUCAGGGCCUUCACAUAAUAGUUCAACAUUUUGAGAAAGACGCUCAUUAAAAUUCUCUCUGAGAGGUAACUAAGAAGUUGAUGUGUUGCCUCAUGUCUGUGUGUGAAGUAAGAAUCUUGAACCAUUAGCAUAGCUUAGCUUAAAAUAGGGGUAAACAGCAAGCCUAGCUGUCUCCAGCCAUUAGAAUAGUCGGCUGCAGGGACAGUUGUCAGUGACAUCACCAUGUGUGGUAAAUUGUGCCUGAAAAGACAUAAAAAAACUACACAUGGCAUCAAUAAAUAUCUAAAGAAAGGGUUAUAACAUGCAACUAUUUCUAAAAUAUAUAGAUUUUUAUGAAUCUGCUUGGGUCCAUAUUAAACAACGGAGACGAUGUGUUACCUUAGAACUGUUUGAAGGUGUAUAUUUUUCCACCUUCUGCUGGGAGCAGUUUCCCCUGCUUCCAGCCUCUAUGCUAAGCUAGUUAUCAAAAUGCUUGUUCUCAAUCAUGGAAAUGUGACGGAAUCAUCCAUCACAUCAUCACAAAUACAAAUCUCAUGUGGAAAACUGCUGUAUACGUUCCUGAAAUUCUUUUGAUAAGCAAGUAAUGGAUGAAGAAGUAUUGGGGCCAUAUUGAGGAACCUUUGUUUUUCAACAAUGAGGUAAUAUUAUUUCAAUAAGUACACGUAAUAUUGCAAGAAUAAAGUCAACAUUUUAUUAGGAAUACUAAACUAAAAGUGCAAUUAGAAAAAAGUCUUCAUAUUUUGUGAAAAGGAAAGACAUGGAUUCUUAGCCUAUCUUUUUAAAGUCUUAUGAUAUCCUACUUAUGAUAAAAUGGUGCUGAUGUUACAAAAGUAUUUCAUUAUUUGUGAAACAUAUACUAGAGUAUAACUUAACGUGGUCCACAUUCCACAUUUUAACACAGGACACAGGCGGAUUAUGACUUUAUUCUUGUAACAUGACUUUAUUCUCAAAAUCUCAGACUCCUGUGAUGGUCAGCUUGCUUGUUCUUGGCAGUGAGAUGCAUUUCUGAUGAGAGCAUGUCUACACACGAUUUAACCGUGCACAUGACAGCAAUAACUUCCUUUAACGCAGACGAUGGUGUACGCUGUCAAGUCUCUAGAGUCUCUUUACUGCGCCAUUAAUCUGGUGUUUACGAGCCGACAAUAGACUACAGUCCACUUGGCCGGGGCACUCACCUCUCCUCACACACUUUAAUCACCUUUCACCGGCAUCUUGUGAAAACACCUGUCCACAAACACACUGCAACCAGCAAGUGAUUAUGCAUUCUGUACGUACUUUGCGUUCAUGUGAUCCAGCUUAUGUUUUUUUCUUGAGUUAAUAAAUGUUGUGUGGGGGACAGAGUACGUGUAUGAACACUCUUUGGUUGCAGCCUAGUUUUCAGUAAGGAAUGUAUUGUAAAAUAUUUGCACCAUCCCUUUAUUUGAUUUAACUUUUCUGCACUGAUUCACACUGUAUUCUCUGGUGUCAUGUUAUAGUCAGGUUUAAAUACAGUGUAACCAUAUGUGAUACAUGUUUCUUUGUUUGUUUGACAAUCAGACGUUAAUAUCUUGUGUUCACGGUGAAGUUGAGGACUCGUCUGUCUUGAAUCUCCAUGUAACAGCCAGUCUGACUGUGUUUAAUACUACAACUACCUUCCUCACUUUGCUCUCUCAUGUAAACAGGGUUACAUUGUAUGAUAUUGUUUACAUUUGUACGUUGAGACUCAGCAAACUGUUCUCCGAUGAGCAUGAUUCCCAUUCCUGCAGCACUGCACUGAUCAGAGUGAAGACAGCGACCUGGUUAAAUUUAAAGGACCACUCUGGAAACACAUGGGCAAUUUGCUUAAUUACCAUCAACCAGUAGUGGGCGCCUCAAUACCCAACAAUGAUUACAUAUUUAUAAAACAUUUGUAAUUGUACAAUUACAAAUCUUCCGUCCACGGUCACAGUACUCUCUUACUGAAAGCUAAAAGGGAGCAGUUCAACUUUUCUUGAAAUAUCCCUUUUCCCUGUUCUUUCUGAGGGCAAGAUGGUGAGAUUAUUCCUCUACUGAUCUUCUCAUCUCACUCACAGAAAGACUAAUUCCCCCCAAAAUAUUGAACUGUCCCUUUAAUGAUUUUACGUUAUCCACUGGAAUGAUCAAACCAACCCGCUGAUAGGGCGUCUGUACCACAGAAGGUCAGCAGCCGGAAGGCCCACAGGAUGGUACAUGGUACAUAACCAUACAGCUCCCGAGCCCAUGGUCACAUUUCACAGCUUUACUGAAUAAAUGUUAUUUAUUUUAUAUAUUAUGUAUAAGAGAUUCAUUUAUUUGAUGUGAUUUUAUUGAUUGGUUAAAAAAAAUAAAUGGAUGCCCAAUGA
Messenger RNA from Hippoglossus stenolepis (Pacific halibut), 4459 nucleotides. It is a transcript of the gene rab42a, whose product is annotated as RAB42, member RAS oncogene family a. Gene Ontology annotation, molecular function: GTPase activity; GTP binding. Bases 205 to 861 code for a protein of 218 amino acids. Gene Ontology annotation, biological process: Rab protein signal transduction. The transcript is spliced from 2 exons. Gene Ontology annotation, cellular component: Golgi membrane. The record is from RefSeq and is a predicted model, not a curated record. Lineage: Eukaryota; Metazoa; Chordata; Actinopteri; Pleuronectiformes; Pleuronectidae.